UAGAAGGCCACGAUUCAAGACGGGUUAUGCAAUUCCUUUGGACAGCUUGCCUUGACUGGCGAUUCUAAAUUUAACCAAUCUAGUUCAACUCCAGCACAACAAGUUCUCCCUCUCUCUUCGGCAAUUUCUCGACACUCGACAACAACAAUUCCAGACGAAACAUAUUUUGAGGUCCUCAACGAAGUUAUUUCAAAGUCCCUGUUACAGGGCUCGUCUGCACCAUGGGUUCAGAGUAUUCUUACGACGAACAGGGACAAUUCUACCCUUUCUUCGUAUUCACUCUAACCUCUAUCGUCACGCUACCUCUCACAUAUAGCCUCCUCGCCCCGAGCAAAGACCCUGCCGCACUUGCACCACGGACAAAGACCUCAUACCAACCAGAACAUGCCGACCUUAUUCAAGCGCAGCGCGCAGCCCAGAAGCGAAAACAGCGCAAGGUCAAGCGCGCCAUUGCCGCUCUAAUAGGAUGGACCCUCAUGGCCGGAAUGUUAUACCUAAUCGUUACUACCCAACGAACGACAGCUAAGAUAUGGAAUCCCUAUGAUAUCCUGGGAGUCUCUGAAUCGGCGUCCGAAAAGCAGAUCAAAUCACACUAUAGAAAACUCGGUCUCAAAUAUCACCCGGACAAGGCCAGGCCGGACCCAGAUAAGAACGAGACUGCCGAGACAUUGAACGACAAAUGGGUUGAUCUUACGAAGGCAUACCAAGCACUUACGGAUGAGGAUGUUCGCAACAAUUACAUCCAAUAUGGACACCCCGACGGCAAGCAAAGCUACAGCAUUGGAAUUGCCCUCCCCCAGUUCAUCAUAUCCGAAGGAAAUGGUAAAUACGUCGUGCUGGUGUACGCUUUACUUCUCGGAGUUUUGUUACCUUACUACGUCGGAUCCUGGUGGUACGGUACCCAACGUAUAACCAAAGAGGGAGUCCAAGUCGAGAGCGCCAACAACCUAUUCCGCGAGUACUCCGAGACUAUGGACGAGGGGGACCUUGUGACUGCUCUUAGCUGUGGUAAGGAAUUCCAGAUUGCGCUCAAGGGAGAUAAGGCCGAAUCCGGUCUCGCGAAAAUUGAAUCGAGGAUACUGGCAGAAGGAGAAAUCACCCCAUUUGCAGGCGGAUUAUCAGUCAAGGAUAAAGAGAAGUUAGAGGAUCUCGAUAGCGGCGUAAGGAGAAAGGUUCUAGCACUUUUAUGGGCUUACCUUGGCCGCGUAGAGCUCGACGACCCAGCUUUGAACAGUGCCAAGUAUAUGGUUGCGCCGAUUGCGCAGAGCCUCUGCGGUUCCUUCAGAGUGAUCUCACUCGCAUAUGGCAACAUUGUUCCUAUCCUCUCCUCAUUCUACGUUAGCCAACGACUCAUCCAAGCCGUGCCCCCGAAGGCCUCUCCUCUGUUCCAGCUUCCCUAUUUUACACCAACAGUGGUGAAAGCCGUUGAGGGCGACUCGAAAACGCAUGUUACUGUUCAGGAAUUUAUGGACCAACCUGACUCGCAGCGCAGAAGUGCUGUAGUCGGAGAAGGACUUUUAAACGAAGAGCAGUACAAGACAGCGGUCGGUGUCGCACAGCAGCUUCCUUACCUUAGAAUCGCAAAGGCAUUCUUCAAGGUUGCUGGCGAACGGUUUAUUAUUCCCUCAUCUUUGGUCACUCUUGUUGUAAAGGGUCGAUUUAUUCCUCCUGGGAGCACAAACGUUCCGGAGAUCGACGAGCUUGAUCUAGAGGAUGUCGAUGCUGCUGAGGAUGAUCUUGACGCACUUAUGGGACGCAAAAAGACAGUGAAGGACGCAAAUGGAAAGGUAAUCUCAAAGGAAGACAACAAACCCGUAUCACCGCCUAUUGCAUUCGCUCCUCACUAUCCCCGUGAUCAUUCACCGAAAUGGAACAUCUUUCUCUCGGAUAGCAAACAGGGAAAGAUGGCUGUACAGCCUUUCCCCUUCACUACAUUCGACAUGCCUAUAUUCACAGAUGACGGAAAGCCGACAUACCACAUGCAGACCUUGAAGGCCCAGUUUGCCGCUCCUCCUCAAGCUGGUACCUACACAUUUGUCAUGCACGUUGUGUGCGACAGCUACAUUGGAUUUGACACGAAGAUGGAGGUUACCCUUAACGUUGAGGAUGCUAGCAAGGCGGCUGCAAUGGCCGGAGAGGAUGAAAUCAGUGAGCCAGAAGAAGAUUCUCUUGCUGGCCAGAUGAGCGCACUUAAGGGCGGUAACGUUGCAGGUGCCACAAAGCCGAAGAGGCGGAAAGACGACGACGACUCAGAUGAGGAGAGUGGCACCGAAGAGGAAGAAGACAGCACGAGCGAAACAAACACUGAUACCGAGCCCGAGUCGUAGGGUAUCGAGUUUCCGGUGACAGACGACGAAGAUAGUAGUAGUAGUGAGGAGGAAGAUGAUAGCACCAGCGAAACAAGCACCGGCACCGAGAUUUCAGUAUAAUCGGUCGUGCAUUGAAAACCUUAAUCAGGCGUACUAUUUCCCAUCUCCCCCCUUAAUCAGACCGCGGUGUCUGAUACUGAUGGCUGCAUCUCGAUCGAGAUAGUAGCGUACGUGUACAGUUAGUUAGUUAGUUCUUUGUGCGGGAAAAAGCGCGCACGCUGCAGCGGCAUAGGAUCGGCGUCGUGGCGUUGUAGGGAGACAGGCGCCUGCGAUAGGGCGUAUAUACUAAAGCAAGCCCGCGCGUUGCGCAGAUGAAAGUUUAAGAUCAGAUAUCAUGUUCGUAUGCUUGUUCUUUGAGCUGUGAGUGGAUUAAUGUUGCGUGAUUUGUGUUAUGUUGUGUUCAUGAGAAUGGGAAUAGGGGGGUUGUAAAUUGUAUGUUGGUUAAGGGGGAAUAAUUGUAUAUCAGGCUUGCGACGUACG
This is a messenger RNA of Daldinia loculata, 2849 nucleotides long. RefSeq names its product DnaJ-domain-containing protein. The coding region runs from base 222 to 2327 and encodes 701 amino acids. Gene Ontology annotation, molecular function: RNA binding; transmembrane protein transporter activity. Gene Ontology annotation, biological process: SRP-dependent cotranslational protein targeting to membrane; post-translational protein targeting to endoplasmic reticulum membrane. NCBI's taxonomy places the organism in Eukaryota, Fungi, Ascomycota, Sordariomycetes, Xylariales, Hypoxylaceae. The record is from RefSeq and is a predicted model, not a curated record. Gene Ontology annotation, cellular component: Sec62/Sec63 complex. The transcript is spliced from 3 exons.